Messenger RNA from Paramuricea clavata, 339 nucleotides. Lineage: Eukaryota; Metazoa; Cnidaria; Anthozoa; Malacalcyonacea; Plexauridae. The record is from the annotation of a GenBank genome assembly.
AUGUCGUCGAAAAAAAAGAAGAGACCGUCGGGGAUGUUUGACUUCGGUAAUGUUCUAUCGAAGUUCGAAGACGAGAAAAGAAACCUCGAUGCUAUUCGCGAGCGGUUAAAAGCUGUGAAUGAAAUUGACCUAAGGCGAUUGUUGUCGGACGCGUGUGUUUUGAUGGAGGACGAAGCCCUUCAGUUAUUAGCUUCAAAACUUUCAUUUGAAGGGCUGUUGAAUCUGUGUGACGCCGUUCGACACGUUCCGAAGAAUAUUCCGUGUGUUGUGAAUGGUAUCUUUUGCGAUAUAGUUUUAUAUUUAAACUUUUCGAGAGUUUGCCUUCACAACAUUUGGUGA